AUGGAAUACUUCAGUGGCUCAAAAAAACUUUUAGCAUUUGUUGUAGAAGAUUGGAAACUCCUUUUAAUCCUGACAAUAUUAUUCGGUUUAUAUUUCUAUUACACGAGUACCUUUGACUUUUUCGAGAAAAAGGGCAUCCCAUAUAAAAAACCUGUAAUAUUAUUAGGUAAUUUGGGUCCCAGGCUAAACGGGACCAAAUCUUUUCACGAAUUUCAGCUAGAUGCGUAUAAUUACUUCAAAGGAAGCCCAUAUGGUGGACUUUUUGAAGGAAGGAGACCAAUGUUAAACAUAUUGGAUCCAGAUUUAAUUAAAGCUGUAACAAUCCGUGAUUUUGAUCACUUUACUGAUCGCAUCACCCUUAAUGCCAAGACUCCAAGGUUUUUAAGUCGGUCCCUGCUCAACUUAAAGGGACCUGAGUGGAAAAGCGUAAGAAGUACGUUGACGCCCGUAUUCAGUUCAUCUCGUUUAAGAAACAUGUUGCCGCUCAUUGAGUUGUGCUCCAGCGAAUUAGUGGAUUUCUUAAAAAAAUAUGAUAAGAAAGACGUUGAGAUGAAGAAAACAAUAGGACAUUUCACCUUAGAAGUAAUCGGCGCGUGUGCCUUUGGUAUCAAAGGUGACUCUUUAAGUGAUGAGAAUGCACACUUCUUUACUGUGGCUGAGAAGUUUGAUUACAUGCCGCUACACAAGCGAAUUUUCUUGUUCUUCAUUUUAAUAUUUAUGCCUACGGUGAUAAGAUAUUUAAACUUUUCCUUCCUUAAUUUGGAAUCUACCACGGAGUUAAUGGGGAUAUUAAAAGCAGCUAAAGCAGAAAGGAGUAAAUCUGACGCGAAUCACAGCGAUUUUCUUCAGAUCCUAAUAGAUGUUGCAAAAAAAGAAAAAUCAGAAAGUGAUAGUACAAAAUCUGAAGUGCAUUUGGAUGACGACACGAUCGAUGCGCAAUGCUUGUUGUUCCUUAUAGCUGGUUAUGAAACCUCAAGUACUUUAUUGUCUUUCGCCAUUCAUGUACUGGCUACAAAACCGGAGCUGCAGACGAAACUUCGAGAACAUGUCAUAGAAAUAACCGAUGGAAAGAAAAUAGACUACGAUCUCCUCACGCAAUUAAAUUAUCUCGAUGGAUUUUUACUUGAAACUUUACGUGUCUAUCCACCGGUGGCUAGAGUAGACAGAGUAUGUACAAAGCCUUAUAUAUUACCUGGAACUUCUGUCCACGUAGCGGUUGGUGACAUAUUGACUAUACCUUUAUAUGGAAUUCAUAUGGACCCUGACUAUUACCCGGAACCGCAGGAAUUCAGACCAGAAAGAUUUAUGAACGAAGAAAAAAAGAACAGAGCUUCGCAUUUAUAUUUAGCGUUUGGCGCUGGUCCCAGGAAUUGCAUUGGUUUACGAUUCGCCAUGUUAUCGGCAAAGCUUGCGAUGGUCUCACUGUUGAAGAACUUUAAAUUUUCUGUGUGCGAUAAGACUGUGGAUCCUAUACAAUUUCAUAAAAGAGCAAUCUUACUCAAAGCAAAGGAUGGUUUGUGGGUUAAUAUUGAAGCACUAUAG
Arctia plantaginis is the source of this 1542-nucleotide messenger RNA. The record is from the annotation of a GenBank genome assembly. NCBI's taxonomy places the organism in Eukaryota, Metazoa, Arthropoda, Insecta, Lepidoptera, Erebidae.